CGCGAUUAUUUUCAUUGUGAAACAUUGUGCAAGUAGUGCGUCUCGAAAAAGAUACUGCAAAUAUGAUGAUCCGAGCUGCGUCCAGGGUCGCCACCGUGCUCCAGCGCGACGUUCGUCCGGUGUCUGCUAUUAGUUGUGUGCACCUCGAUGGCUUCCCGAACAGAUCAACAGAUCCAGGGGUAGAACAGAUUACCCGGUAUGCUUCCCCCGCACCAGUGCAUCGAAUACAGAUGCGAUGCAUAAGCACCGGCCGCCAUUUGUUCUCGGUGUCAAAUGUGCAGGACGUAGAGGCAAAAGAAGGCUUUCUGAAACGAUUUAUCACCAAAAUGGGCUGGAUUGAUAAUUCUGCCACCCGGUUGCGGGUUUCCAGCUGCCUCCUCUACGAGUCCGUGGUCGACCACAUAAAUUACAACGAAUUUUUCGAACUUUACGAUAUGCCCGACACGUUCAACACUUGGUUCCUGAUCACGGAGCUGCACGUGUGGAUGCUGCUCGUACGUGCAAUGGCCGAGGGAGCGGAGAAGGGCGCAGCCGGACGAUUUAUGCGCAACUGCAUUGUCGAAACGAUGUGGAAUGAUGUAACUACCCGCGCCAAGCAGCUCACCAUGGACAAUCCGUCCGCAGUGCGCCCACAGAUACAGCAGCUAUCGGAGCAGUUUCAAGCGGCUCUCAUAUCGUACGACGAGGGCAUCAGCUACGACGACAAGGCUCUAGCGGCAGCCCUAUGGCGACGAUUUCUGGGAGGUCGAUGUGAUGAUUACGAAAAACUAGAGCUCCUUGUCGAGUAUGUUCGCAAACAGACAGCGACGUUGGACCAGCUGAGUCGGUAUGAUUUUGCCAUCAAGCCAAAUCUUAAAUGGGCUCCGUUGGUAGAUAGGAAACAGCAGGCUGUGGUGUGACGAGCCACCACAUACACACACAAACGACAACACAUCGUACUGCCGACGCCGUUCCAUCGAAUGCAAGAAGUGGUGAGUAAUGUACCUUUGGCUACCGGGUGAUGGAAAUCGGGAAAUGGUACUAUCUUUCCACUCCAACAUAGGGCAUAGUUGUGAUUUUAGAUGAAACAGCCCCCAAUAAGAUUGUUGUUUCUUUGUAUAAUGUAAAGCUUUGCACAUAUAGACUCUACUCGUAAGUUCGUAAAUUAUACGGUUCACAGGAAUAAAUGGAUCCUGUAAGAUAUGUAGAGCGAGA
Molecule: messenger RNA, 1194 nt
Organism: Anopheles coustani
Lineage: Eukaryota; Metazoa; Arthropoda; Insecta; Diptera; Culicidae
Gene: Uqcc1
Product: ubiquinol-cytochrome-c reductase complex assembly factor 1
Exons: 3
Coding region: 63-899 (278 amino acids)
Biological process (GO): mitochondrial respiratory chain complex III assembly
Cellular component (GO): mitochondrion
Source: RefSeq, a predicted model, not a curated record